CCUCGAGGCCCGGUCCCACCUCUCCACGCCCGCCCUCGGGGUUCCACGUGCCCGCCGCGGGGCCUGGUGCUGGAGUGGAGGACGCGGUGGCUCAGGUGUUUCGAUAUUUGGACCGAAGGGCGGAAGCCCGGAUCUGCGCUUAGGCGGUGCAGCGUUAGCGCACGUAAUGGGGCUGAGGGAACAGCCUUGGGCCAUCAUUACCAUUAGCCAAAGGAUGGCUGUGCUAGCUUCCUUCCAAACUGCUCCCGGAGUGACCUUGGGCAGGUCACUUGCUCUCUCUGAGCCUUAGUUUCCCGGUUGGCAAAGUGGGGCUGAUGCUAACUUUAGAAAGCCCUAGUCAGGGUAUUGAGGACUGAAACUACAAGAUGGCUGACCAGGACCCCGGGGGCAUCAGCCCCCUCCAACAUAUGGUGGCCUCAGGCGCUGGGGCUGUGGUCACCUCCCUUUUCAUGACACCCCUCGAUGUGGUGAAGGUCCGCUUGCAGUCUCAGCGUCCAUCAGUGGCCAGUGAGCUGGUGUCUUCCUCUAGACUCUGGAACCUCUCCUAUGCCAAAUUGCCCUCUUCUCUCCGAUCUACAGGGAAGUGUCUUUUGUACUGCAAUGGUGUCUUCGAGCCCCUGUACCUGUGCCCAAAUGGUUCCCGCUGUGCCACCUGGUUUCAGGACCCUACCCGCUUCACUGGCACCGUGGAUGCCUUUGUGAAGAUUGUGAGGCAUGAGGGCACCAGGACCCUGUGGAGCGGCCUCCCAGCCACCCUGGUGAUGACUGUGCCAGCUACCGCCAUCUACUUCACUGCCUACGACCAACUCAAGGCUUUCCUGUGUGCUCGAGCCCUGAUCUCUGACCUCUACGCACCCAUGGUGGCUGGGGCACUUGCCCGCCUGGGCACUGUGACUGUGAUCAGUCCCCUGGAGCUUAUGCGCACAAAGCUGCAGGCACAGCAUGUGUCGUACCGGGAGCUGGGUGCCUGCGUCCGUGCUGCAGUGGCUCAGGGAGGCUGGCGCUCACUGUGGCUGGGCUGGGGUCCCACUGCCCUUCGAGAUGUGCCCUUCUCAGCCCUGUACUGGUUCAACUAUGAGCUGGUGAAGAGCUGGCUGAGUGGGCUCAGGCCGAAGGACCAGACAUCCGUGGGCAUCAGCUUUGUGGCUGGCGGCAUUUCAGGGACGGUAGCUGCGGUGCUGACUUUACCCUUUGACGUGGUGAAGACCCAACGCCAGGUCGCACUGGGAGCGAUGGAGGCUGUGAGAGUGACACCCCUGCACGUGGACUCCACCUGGCUGCUGCUGCGAAGGAUCAGGGCUGAGUCAGGCACCAGGGGACUCUUUGCAGGCUUCCUCCCCAGGAUCAUCAAGGCCGCCCCCUCCUGCGCCAUCAUGAUCAGCACUUACGAGUUUGGCAAAAGCUUCUUCCAGAGGCUCAACCAGGACCGGCCCCUGGGCCGCUGAAGGGGAGUGAAGCAAGGACCCUGUCUUUCCACGGAUAGGGCGAGCAGGAAGAGGAGACUGAGCCAAGUGCCUUUUCCUCAGCAUGGAGGGGAGGGCUGUUUCCCUUCUCUCUUGGUGACAAGCCCCGGGGGAUAGGGCUGCCCUAGGGGCCGCCCAAGCCAUCCUCAGACACAGCUUUCUCCCCACUCCUGAGGAUCACCACUUUCCCCCUCUCCAAGUUCAAGACCAAAUCUGCUGUCUGUCCCCCACACCCCUGCUUUGUGUUUCCCUUUGUGUUUGCUGUAGCUGGGCCUGUCGCCAGGAGCCCAGAAACCCUGGGCCUGGCUUAGUCUCUCUCACCCCUGUUAAUUCCUUAAGUCUAAAGAUGAUGAACUUGUG
Microcebus murinus (gray mouse lemur) is the source of this 1823-nucleotide messenger RNA. Lineage: Eukaryota; Metazoa; Chordata; Mammalia; Primates; Cheirogaleidae. The record is from RefSeq and is a predicted model, not a curated record.